This is a messenger RNA of Tympanuchus pallidicinctus (lesser prairie-chicken), 3882 nucleotides long. Its product is annotated as cytochrome P450 7B1. The transcript is spliced from 6 exons. The coding region runs from base 94 to 1605 and encodes 503 amino acids. The record is from RefSeq and is a predicted model, not a curated record. Gene Ontology annotation, biological process: bile acid biosynthetic process; cholesterol homeostasis. Gene Ontology annotation, molecular function: heme binding; steroid hydroxylase activity; iron ion binding. Lineage: Eukaryota; Metazoa; Chordata; Aves; Galliformes; Phasianidae.
CCGGCCGGCCGGGCGCCUCUCCCGCGCGGAGCGGGAGGACGGGCAAAACUUUGCUCCCCGGUUGCGGAGCGGCGCCAGGAGAGGCGAGGGGGAAUGGGCCCCGAGGCGCUGCCGCUCGGCCCCUACGGCGGGGCGGCCGCCGCCGCGCUGCUACUCUGGGCCGUGUGCGUGCUCUGCAGGAGGAAAAGGAAGACUGGAGAGCCCCCACUAAUAAAUGGCUGGAUUCCUUACCUGGGGAAGGCUCUGCUUUUUAGAAAAGAUGCUUUCAAAUUCUUACUGGAUCAGCAAAAGAAACUUGGAGAUAUUUUCACUGUACAUAUUGCUGGCAGAUAUAUUACCUUUAUCAUGGACCCGUUUCAAUAUGUUUACGUCAUCCGAAAUAGCAAACAACUUGAGUUCCACGAAUUUGCUGAUAAGAUGGCUUCCAAAACUUUUGACUACCCAGCUUUGUCAAGUGUAAAAUUCCCCGAUCUCAAGGAAAACCUGCACAGAAUCUACCAGUACCUGCAAGGCAAGCCUUUGGAAAUAAUUUCUGACCACAUGAUGAAAAACCUUCAGGAUAUAUUUGAAUGGAAAUGCUCACAAGCAACAGAUUGGGAAACAGAAAAAAUGUACAAAUUCUGCUGCUCUGUAAUGUUUGAAGCCAGUUUUGUAACACUAUAUGGAAGAGUUCCUGCUGCAGAUGGCCGCAAAGUUAUUAGUGAAAUCAGAGACAAAUUUAUCAAGUUUGAUGCCAGCUUUCCCUAUUUAGCUGCAAACAUACCAAUUGAGUUGCUAGGAGCUACCAAGAAGGUUCGGAAGGAGCUUAUACAUCAUUUUUUACUUCAGAACAUGACAAAAUGGCUGGGAGGGUCAAAAGUGGUCCAAGCCAGACAAGAUAUAUUUGAGAAAUAUGAGCUGCUUGGAGAUUAUGACAAAGCAGCACAUCAUUUUGCCUUCCUGUGGGCCUCUGUGGGAAACACGAUUCCAGCUACAUUCUGGGCCAUGUAUUAUCUGCUGCGGCACCCAGAAGCUCUCGCAGCGGUGCGUGACGAGAUUGACCAUUUGCUGCAGUCAACAGGUCAGAAGAGAGGGCCCACGUAUAACAUCCACCUCACCAGAGAACAAUUGGACAACCUGGUCUACCUGGAGAGUGCCUUAAACGAGAGUUUACGGAUGUGCUCAUCUUCCAUGAACAUUCGCAUCAGCCAGGAGGAUUUUGUUCUCAAGCUCGAAGGGGAUCAGGAAGUCAGUUUGAGGAAAGGAGACUGGAUAGCCCUUUACCCUCAGAUUUUGCACAUGGACCCCGAGGUCUAUGAAGAUCCUAAGGAGUACAAGUUUGAUCGCUACAUAGAGAAUGGCAAAAAGAAAACUACAUUCUAUAAGGCAGGAAGAAAACUGAAGUAUUUCCUUAUGCCCUUUGGCUCUGGGAUCAGCAUGUGUCCAGGGAGGUUCCUCGCGAUGAAUGAGAUGAAGAUGUUUCUUUUCUUACUUUUGGCUCAUUUUGAUGUAGAACUAGGGGAAAACAAAGCUGUCAGACUUGAUAACAGUCGUAUGGGCCUUGGUAUCCUCCUGCCAGACACUGAUAUUGCCUUUCGUUACAAGCUGAGGUCCUUAAGAAAUUGAACGAUUGCCUCUGUGCCUUCUAUUAAUCUCUGUAUCCUCUGUUUCCUCACUCAGCUUUGUAUUUUUGGAAGUAUUUGCUUUUACCCUCUCUGCUUUCAGCUCCUUCCUUUUUUUCUGAGGAGAAAAGCCCGUGGGCUGGAGGUAGAUGACAGACACAGAGACAUAAGAGCCUCUAUUUGUCCUGCCCGUGUUCUGCUGAGGUGAGAUGACAAGAACUUGGCUGAGUAAACCAUCCCAAUAUGAAGGAUCCCCAUACUCUUGGCCAUGAGUUCAGUAGGGUUUGGGGGAAGAUGAUGGCAAGCUGAAUCCAGGCCAUCACAUUGGAAAUAGGCUCAGUAGCCACAUAUAGGGAAAUAUUCUUCAGAAACUUGACAGUCCAGAUGCAUUGCAGGCCUACUGACAGAGCCAAAAGACCUCCUACCAUCACUGUGCCAUGAUGUUCUCCCUUGUUGGAUUGAGAAGUCACCAACCAUCAGGAAGCAUGACAUCGUCUGCUAGUAGAAAAAUAAUAGUGUGAAUGGGGGGUCUUAAUUCUAGAGGGUGAAGGGAUUUUUUAGAGAUCAUUAUUCUUUGUGUUUACUCUGUUCCCUUUUAUGGGUGUCUUAGUCCUUAUCUGGGAGAUGUAAUGGAAGCUAUAUGGAAUGGGGGUGAUUUGCAAAAUUUGUGAUGUUUCCUGCAGCCAAUUGAAGUCACAGGGGAGAUUCUGUUGAUUUUAAUAGGUUUUGGAUCAAGCUGAAAUUACCUGUUUGGGUUUUUGAGCCAAAAAAUGUAUACUCUUCAGAGAGAAAAUUUAUGAGCUUAUUUGAAAUGAUUCCAUCAUCUCAAAAAUUACCUUAUGUCUGUCUUACCAUUUUACUAGUAGCAUAUCUGUGUGUUUAGUUUGACAAUUUACUGUGUUUGUUAGUUUCUCCAAAAAGGCAAAAGAAUGAGAGGGCUUCAAGGAUAAGUGUAGUGUCUAAAACUGCUUUUUAAUAGUAUUUUAAUGUGCCUAAACUGUGCAUAAGCAGACUAGUGUGACCUCUGUUUGGAAACAGAAUUAUCUCUCUGCAAGAUGGAAAACAGGCUCUUCUUUGGGCCCAAAAUCUGAGCAAGUAAAAACACCAGGCAGCCACAGUAGUUGACUGCAGGUGGGCUGCACAACCUGCUCCACUGGGUGAUCCUGUUUCAAACAUUAAUUUAUUUUGCUGUGCAGUUUGCAAAAUGUAAGAUUUUAGACCCUGUCUCUCUCUAGUGAGAUCCUCUCUCACUUUGGAGAUGGAGGCUGUCCAGUCUCAAUUUGCCGUGAGCAUAACUGUUAGGGGAGACCAGCCAUGUUUGUUGGCCUUGCUUUGUGUUCCCAAAAAAUUCUGUUUGAGAUACACCAGCCAAAGUUCUGCCCACAUUGCCAGCUGGUGAGUAACAGUGCUCUACAUGAUGCUCCCAAAUGUCCCGUCAUCAAACAUAGAAGUCAGAGUGAAAGAAAGAUGUAUAAUUGCUGCAAGUGCAGGUUAGCCUGUGCAGUAAAGCCUAAAUCUAUUCUGUGCCAGAAUUUGCAACUUGCUGAGUCACUAAACAACCACAGAACUAUUACCCUUGUCUGGACACUGUCGGAUGAACUACCAGCUCAUCUGGAGUUGGAGUCUCCAAAUGCGUUAUUAGUCAGUGCAAAGCAAAUCAUUAAAAAUAUUUUUCUCAUUGUCUGCAUUCCUGUGUUUCAGAGUGUCCUGCUCUGACAGAGUUAGUGAUGCUCAAAAAAAAUUACCUGGCACUCUACUUCAAACAAGAGACACAAAGUUCUGCAAACUUCAGCUGGAUUUGUCUUUUCCCAGUAGAGCAUCGGAGCCACUGGUUCAUUUUGAGAAUUUUCAGCUGAAAUCUUUUGUGCCUCAAUCUUGCAUGUCUUCCAAAAUCAGAAAUUUUACUUGUCUCGUAAGCACUUGGUAGCCUAUAGAUGAAAACUGCUAUUUGCUUGCUAAAGUUUAGAAUUAUUUGUUGUUACUCAUGUAGAAGACUGUUUAGUUAUUCAUGUAAAGCACCUAUCCUAAAUAAACAUCAAUUGAAAGGCUUUCAAACAUUGGCACAGCCACAUUCCAAAUCCUCUGAGUAGGAAAUCAUGCUUUUGUGAGAUGGAUAUUUUCUCUUCAUAUGUAAUAUCAAUAAUGCCUACAGUGUUGGUGUACAGUUACAUUAAAUGGGCUUUGCGGUUGAUUAAAUGCCUUAACUUUGCUUCAACAUUUAAUCAACACCAGAAGCUGAUUAUUGCUUCUUGUCACAGAAUAAAAUUUGUUUUUAUGGAGA